Messenger RNA from Cokeromyces recurvatus, 603 nucleotides. RefSeq lists its product as uncharacterized. Gene Ontology annotation, cellular component: EMC complex. The transcript is spliced from 4 exons. Lineage: Eukaryota; Fungi; Mucoromycota; Mucoromycetes; Mucorales; Mucoraceae. The record is from RefSeq and is a predicted model, not a curated record. The coding region runs from base 1 to 603 and encodes 200 amino acids.
AUGGUGAAUAAUAAAGUCCAAUUACAUGCAUAUGCUAUUCCACUUCUUCAUGCGGCAAAAUAUCCUGCAUCUGACGUGUGUGGUGCAUUAUUAGGUAAAAACACAGCUAAUGGUUUAGAAGUUCAAACAGCCGUACCUUUUUUCCAUAAUUGGACGACCCUUACACCCAUGCUUGAAAUUGCCUUGAAACAGACCGAUUUAUAUGCGAAAAAGAACAAUCUAGCUAUUAUUGGUUGGUAUCAUGGUAAUGCACGUUUAGAAGAUGAUACUUUACCUGAAAGAUCUAUUAAAGUUGCAGAGACAAUUAAAAAAAAUAAUGAUGGGAAAGCAAUUAUUUUUCUGUUGGACAAUAAACGAUUUUUAAAAUUAGAUGAGGAUGAAACUGCGAUUAUGCCUUAUGUAAACACAACAGAUAAUCAAUGGAAAAAGAUAAAAGAACCUUUUAAAGCUACUAAGAGUGAAAUAGAGUUCAAUGAAAAUGAUACUUAUUCUAAAGUACGUGGUCUUUUCAAUUCUUCAGCUUAUAAUAGAAUUUAUGACUUUGACGAGCAUUUAGAAGAUGUUUCAUUAAAUUGGUUAGAUAUCAGUAAAAUGACUUUAUAG